CCUUUCAAAAGAAAAUAAUAAUAAUAAUAACGUUUUACAUCCGGCUGCCACUCGAUCGCUUGUUGUCUACUUCUCUUUCACCACCGCUCGCUCGCUGCUACUCUUCAGAUCUGCUGCUCCUUUUCAUAUCCGUUUCUACUCAUCACCAGAAUCAUGACAACAACAAUCGCCAAGCUUGCUCACUUACAAAUCCCACUUGAAGAUGUAGUAAAGGCCACCAACAACUUUCAUCAUGAUAACGUCAUCGGACGCGGUGGAUUGGGACAUGUAUACAAAGGACAACUCCAGCGGUCCGGGGAGUUGAUCACCAUUUCUGCGCUGAGGUUAGAUCGUAAGCAUGGUGGAGGAGUCGUAGAGUUCUGGACGGAAGUUUCAAUGCUUUCAGAUCUCAAGCAUCCAAAUAUAGUCUCUAUAGUCGGAUUUUGUGAUGAACAACAUGAGAAGAUCAUUGUAACCACGUAUGAGGCCAAAAAUGGAAGUCUCAAGGAGCAUCUAAGCAACCCGAACCUCACAUGGACACAAAGAUUGAAGAUAUGUGUAGGCGUGGCUCGUGCGUUGAGUUACCUCCAUUAUGACCAGCGCCGUGGUUAUGGUGUUAUACAUCUCAACGUCAACAGCUCGACAAUUUUAUUAGACGAGAACUGGGAACCCAAGUUAUCCGGUUUUAAAGUUUCCAUCAAACAAUCACUUAACCGAAUGGACCAGGUCGUCCUUUCUGAACCUAUUGGCACAAUAGGGUAUUUGGACCCAGAAAUUGAAAAGUCCAAAGGGGUGACCUGCAAGUCGGAUAUCUACGCAUUCGGUGUUGUUUUAUUCGAGAUAUUGUGUGGGAGGAGAGCAUAUAUUAGGAACGAUGCUAAUAGGUUGCUAGCUCCAUUGGUCAUGCAACAUUAUGAAAACGAAACGUUGCCAGAUAUAAUCCAUCCCGAUCUAAAGAAUCAAAUGUCCGGAUUCCAAAUAUCCGUAAGAUCACUCAGAACAUACUCAGAAACGGCAUAUUCUUGCUUAAAGGAAGAGCGAACACAUCGCCCACAUAUGCUCAGUAUUGUUAAUGAACUUGAGAAAGCAUUGGAGAAAGCAUUGAAGUUUCAACCCCCACCACCUGAAAAAUGUGGAAAUAAUUUGGAACAUUUGAAGAUUCGGCUGGAUGAUAUAAAGUUAGCCACCCAUAAUUUUUCAAACGAAUACAAAACUGAUACUGGCGAGUUGUAUACUUGGUACCAAACAGAGCUCAACCAUUUUGAUAAAGAAAACCCUUCCUUUGCAGAAGGGAAGUGUACAAGUAAACAAUCCAAUAGACACACCCCUGUAGUUAUAAAGCGUUUCCUUUCUAAAGAUGACGAUCUCGGAGAAGAACUAUUUUUUACAGAACUUGAAGUACUUACUAGUAUUAAGCAUCACAACAUAGUCACCCUAAUAGGAUUUUGUGUUGAAGGUUUCGAGAUGGUACUUGUCACCGAGAAAUUUUCUAAUUGUAACCUUUGGUAUUAUUUGGGAAAUUUCAAUGACAUGCAUAAAUUAACUUGGGAAAAACGUUUGAAAAUCUGCAUUGAUAUUGCACAGGCGUUUAUUUACCUCCACAAUGAGAUGGAAGACAAAAAAAUGAUAAUACACGGUAAUAUAGAUAGCGCCAGAUUUAUGUUGGAUGAGAAUUGGGUGGCAAAGAUUGAAGACUUUGAGUUCGCGGUCUUCCUACCUCCAAAUCAAAAAGAUGAAGCUCUAUGUGAAAGGGCAAAGUUUAAGUCAAAGUACUAUUUAGAUCCAGAAUAUGCGAAGACCGGUAAGCUAAAAAGAGAGUCGGAUGUGUAUAGCUUUGGAGUAGUUAUGCUUGAAAUUCUAUGUGGAAGGUAUGCUGAUGACCAAAUUUACCUUAACAAGAGUGAGGAAGGGCUUGUUCAUGUUGCAAGAGCAAACUUUUGCAAUGGAACAAUAGAGGACAUGAUAGAUCCUACACUAAAGGAAGAAACCGGUAAAAUGAGUUAUAUUUCAAAUAGAGGAGCCAACAAGGAUUCUUUGCAGAUAUUUUUAGAAGUUGCAAACCUAUGUGUGGCAAAGACUAAAGAUCAACGCCCAACUAUGACAGUUGUUCUCAGUGAACUUGAGAAAGCAUUCAUCUUUCAAGUGGAGCAAGUACAGCAGCCGAAUAAGGAACAAGUUGACGACAAACUUCAUAUGGCAACUCAUGAAAUUCCUGUAAGACCUUCCUUUUCAUCUUUUUUGUUAGUAGGGAAGAACUUGGAACACUUGAAGAUUCCUCUCACUCAUAUUCAAUCAGCAACCCAUGAUUUUUCAAUCGAAUACAGAAUUACAACUUUUGUGGAUGGCUAUGCUUUCUACAGAGCAGAACUCGAGCAUUAUGAUAAAGAGAAUCCAUCAUCCAAGAGACACAACACUGUACUUAUCAAACGCUACCCCCCUUCUGGAAUUGAGUUGUUUGGAGAAAAAGAGAUUCUCACAGAAAUAGAAAUUCUUUCCGGUGGAGUUAAGCAUCCCAACAUAGUCAAUCUGCUUGGAUUUUGUCUUGAAGCUUCUGAGAUGAUCCUUGUCAUUGAAGAUUUUUCUAAUGGAUUUCUUGGUGAUUAUUUGGGAAACCUCAAAGACAAACGUCUUUUGACAUGGGAAAAACGUUUGAAAGUAUGCAUUGAUGUUGCACACGCAUUAAGGUACAUUCACACUGAGAUGGAAGACCAAACGAGGAUAAUAAACCGUGAUAUAUGGAUCUACAACAUUGGGUUGGAUGCGAAUUUGGAGGCAAAGAUUGUUAACUUUUGGCGGUCCGUAUUCCUGCCUCGAAAUCAAGAAGACGAAGCUCUCUAUCUCGAAUAUAUUGGCACACGUAACUAUGCAGAUCCGGAAUAUAAGAAGACUGAUAAGCUAAAAAGAGAAUCCGAUGUUUAUGGUUUCGGAGUAGUCUUGUUUGAAAUUCUAUGUGGGAGGUUAGCCAAUGACCCAAUAUACCUUAAGGAGAGUGACAAAGGGCUGGCCCAUGUAGCAAGACGAAGCUUGAGCACAGGAUCACUACAAGAGUUGAUAGAUCCUGUAAUAAAGGAAGAAGUUGGUGAAAACGGUUUUGUUCUAAAUAGAGGACCCAACAAGGAUUCUCUGCACACGUUUAUUUCAAUUGCACACCAAUGUGUGGCGGAAACUCAAGACCAACGCCCAACAAUGAAAAUCGUAGUCAAGGAACUUGAGAAAGCAUUAUUUUUUCAAAACAACAACAAGGAUAACCCCAAAAUGUCACUUGAAGACAUAAAACGGGCGACACAAAACUUUCACGAUGACAAUUUCAUCGGUGGGGGAGGAUUUGGUAAAGUCUACAAAGGAAACCUUCAUGAUGGAGAUGGAAUUAAAAUCAUUGUUGCAAAGCGAUUGGAUACAAGGUUUGGUCAAGGAUAA
Messenger RNA from Helianthus annuus (common sunflower), 3396 nucleotides. RefSeq lists its product as uncharacterized. NCBI's taxonomy places the organism in Eukaryota, Viridiplantae, Streptophyta, Magnoliopsida, Asterales, Asteraceae. The transcript is spliced from 6 exons. Gene Ontology annotation, cellular component: plasma membrane; plasmodesma. Gene Ontology annotation, biological process: protein autophosphorylation. Gene Ontology annotation, molecular function: ATP binding; transmembrane receptor protein tyrosine kinase activity. The coding region runs from base 154 to 3396 and encodes 1080 amino acids. The record is from RefSeq and is a predicted model, not a curated record.